AUGAGGUUCUUCUAUGGUUUUCUGCUCAAGGACUACAACAUAGCUUUUCCAAACAUACUGGGGGUCAUCUUUGGGAUUGUGCAAAUGGUGCUAUACAUAGUGUACAAGAAUGCCAAGAAAGUACUUCUGGAGGAGCCAAGCAAGGUUCAGGAGCUAUCAGACGAUAUUACUGAGGUGCUGAAUAUCAGCACCAUGGUGUGUCCACACCUAACCCCAGUGGUUCUUCAGCCAAAUGACAUUAACCUCAUUGAAGUAGUACUUGACCCAAAUAAUAUUAUCAAGGAAAUCAAGACCGAAGAAACCAAGGAAGACAUGGACGAUGCCACCACUAAAGUCUAG
Rosa chinensis is the source of this 339-nucleotide messenger RNA. Its product is annotated as bidirectional sugar transporter SWEET10-like. The transcript is spliced from 2 exons. The record is from RefSeq and is a predicted model, not a curated record. Gene Ontology annotation, biological process: carbohydrate transport. Gene Ontology annotation, cellular component: membrane. Lineage: Eukaryota; Viridiplantae; Streptophyta; Magnoliopsida; Rosales; Rosaceae. Bases 1 to 339 code for a protein of 112 amino acids. Gene Ontology annotation, molecular function: sugar transmembrane transporter activity.